Gryllus bimaculatus (two-spotted cricket) is the source of this 449-nucleotide messenger RNA. NCBI's taxonomy places the organism in Eukaryota, Metazoa, Arthropoda, Insecta, Orthoptera, Gryllidae. The record is from the annotation of a GenBank genome assembly.
UAACUGUGGAGGGGCGUUGCCCCGGGGCUGGCCGCGUGCGGCAGGACGUGUGCCUGCUGUGGCGCGCGCCGCCGGCGGGGCUGUCGAUGGCCGCGCUGUGGGAGCGGCGGCUGCGGCGCGCGCUGGGCGUGCGCUACGACUCGCGCGAGGGCGUCUUCGACUGGGACUACCACAUGCGCCUGCGCGACCUCUGCGGCGACGCCAUCACGCUGCGCGACGCGCCCUACGCGGCCUUCGGCGUCGAGUGCGAGGACGAGGACUUGCUGCGCUCCGUCAACGGCAUGCGCCCGCACACAGCGACGGACAUCUCGGAGCGCAACCUGAUGCGCCUGUUCCACGAGCUGCAGCACUCGACGCCGUUCGUGGCGCCCAAGGCGGAGGACGCCGGCGCCGGCGGCGUCGUCAUCACGGAGCUGCCCGACGCUCGCGACGACUGGGGCGCCGGUGCG